Messenger RNA from Elaeis guineensis (African oil palm), 1655 nucleotides. RefSeq names its product probable protein S-acyltransferase 7. NCBI's taxonomy places the organism in Eukaryota, Viridiplantae, Streptophyta, Magnoliopsida, Arecales, Arecaceae. Gene Ontology annotation, biological process: peptidyl-L-cysteine S-palmitoylation; protein targeting to membrane. Gene Ontology annotation, molecular function: protein-cysteine S-palmitoyltransferase activity. Gene Ontology annotation, cellular component: Golgi apparatus; endoplasmic reticulum. The record is from RefSeq and is a predicted model, not a curated record.
AUGUACGUAGCCCCCCCUCCUCGGGGAUCGAAUCCCGCCGCUAUGGUGACGGAGGCGGACGUGGAGAUGCCGAGGGUUUACGAGGUCUGGAAAGGCAGCAACAUAUUUUUUCUUCAAGGGAGGUUUAUAUUUGGACCUGAUGUGAGAUCACUCUUUCUGACCAUAUUCCUCAUUGUCGCUCCUGUCUCAGUAUUUUGCGUAUUUGUUGCCAGAAAACUGAUGAAUGAUUUUUCCUAUAAUCUUGGGAUAUCGGUAAUGGUGAUUGCUGUUGCAUUCACACUGUAUGACUUAAUUCUUCUUUUUCUCACCUCUGGAAGAGAUCCAGGUAUAAUACCUCGUAAUGCGCAUCCUCCAGAACCAGAAGUCUAUAAUGAGAACACUGAAGUUGGGGGCAGCCAAACUCCACAGUUACGUUUGCCUCGAACAAGGGAUGUAAUCAUCAAUGGGAUCACAGUAAAGAUUAAAUAUUGUGAUACCUGCAUGCUGUAUCGACCUCCUCGCUGUUCACACUGCUCAAUCUGCAAUAAUUGCGUCGAACGGUUUGACCACCAUUGCCCAUGGGUUGGGCAAUGCAUUGGACUUCGCAAUUACAGAUUCUUUUUUAUGUUUGUCUUCUCAACGACUCUGCUCUGCAUCUAUGUUUUCGGGUUCUGUUGGGUGUAUAUCAAAAAAAUUAUGGAUGAUGAAGAAGCCAAUGUAUGGAAGGCAAUGACCAAGACACCAGCCUCCAUUGUUCUGAUAAUCUAUACCUUCGUCUCCGUGUGGUUUGUUGGUGGCCUUUCCGCCUUCCAUUUAUAUCUCAUCAGCACCAACCAGACAACUUAUGAGAAUUUCAGAUACCGUUAUGAUCGGCGAGCUAACCCAUAUAACAGAGGAGUUGUGGAGAACUUUAAAGAGAUCUUCUUCUCAAGCAUCCCUCCCUCCAAGAAUAAACUUCGAUUGAGGGUACCACAAGAGCAAGCUUCUCAGGCAAGGUCAGUGGGUGGAGGGUUUGUCAGUCCAAACAUGGGCAAAGGUGAUCUUGACAUGGGUAGGAAGGCUAUGGCUUGGAGCGAUGCAGGGUUAGGUGUCGGUGACCUCGAAGCAGGGCUGGACAAUGAUGUGUCUGAGGAUAAGGAUGGUGGGAUUGCAGAUGCACCCCCUGGUAUACAAAAGGAUCUUCCAUCAGAGGGCUUGGAAGCCGGGCGCUCUGCAGUGCACUCAAGGCGGUCCAGUUGGGGGCGGAGCGGGAACUGGGAACUAUCACCUGAUAUCCUGGCUCUAGCAGCAGGAGUUGGUGAAUCAAAUAGAACAACUGCUGGGGGUCGCAAUGGUAGCACGAACACUGGAAGCCUAUAGCUUUUUGAGAAGCUAACGCAAGAUGUGGAAAUUUGGAUUCAAGUCAUGCACCUAGUUGACGCAAUUUGCUGUCUCUUUGUUUCCUGUGCCAAUACAGUAGUGGAGCCACUAUGUUAUUCAAUGCAGUGGACAUUGUGGUCCUGAAAAUCUUGUUUGGUUUCCUUAUUUCUUCCAUUUCUUUCUGGUUAUCGUUGCAGUUCUAGAUGGUCUUAAUUUGAUGAUUUUAAGGUGCGAAAUUAUUAAAACCGGGCUCUUUUUAGAUCGUAUGGUCUAUGUAUACUGUACUAAUUUCAACUAAUGGGUCUUCCUGAAUGAGG